CCCAAAUUGUCUUGUGUGCUGGCAGCCCAAUUACGCCGACGCUACAUUUCAUUCGCCGAACAAGGACUGCGGCCUGGGCGCCUCGAGCAAGCGCUGUGAAAUCAGAAAGCCGCGAACUACACAUCUUUUUCGUUAAAUUACUUCGUUUCUCCGUUACUGAGAAUAGCAGAUGAGGGCGUGGACGCGACCAACUCUUGCGCCACAGCGUCGACCUAGGGCUCCAGUUCGCUUGGAGCCGUCGUCGCGGGCGUCAGCAAGCACGUUGACCGUCGCCCAGAGUGCCACCCGCACGCACUACCAGGUGCUGGGUGUUCACGAAGGCGCUAGCGAGGAUGACAUCAAGAGGACUUUCCGCCGACUGGCGAAGAGCCUGCACCCGGACCAUAACAAGUCAUAUGGCGCGCACGAGAAAUUCCAAGAGCUGAAGGCGGCCUAUGACACGCUCGCUGAUGCGGCGGCCCGCGCCUCGUACGACCGAGAGCUGAAGGCGCAGGCAAUGGCGGCCGCAGCGGCCGCGUCCCAAGCGGCGGCGGGUGGGCGGCGCGCGGGCACGGUCGGCUUACGACGCAGCACCAGCAAGCCCGGCGCGACGACGACUCGGCGCGCUGUGUCCGGCGGCGGCAGCAGCGGGCUCAACAGCAGCGGUGGCGGCACGCCCGGCUACCAGAGCAUCUUUGACUACCAGCCGCAGCCGCAGUCGUCACAGUAUUCCCAACCGCAGCAGCCGGCGCCGUCAGGCCGCAGCGGCAGCGGUGGCGGCGUGGCGGGCCGCGGCUCCCCGACCUCCAGCAGCGGCGCGGGCUACAAGAGCGUCUUUAAUUCGGCAACAGUGCAGCAGCAGGCGGCGGAGGUGGCGCAGCGGAUGGCGGCGGCCGCCGCCGCUGAAGCCGCGCGGUACGCGCAACGCGCAGCUUCCAAUGGCAGCUCCUCUGCCUACAACAGCAUCUUCGGGGGAGGCCCGCAACAGCAACAGCAGCAGCAGCAGGCCGCCGCCGCCAGCGUUGAUGGCAAGUGUAUCUUCAACGGCAACGGCAUCUCACCGAACAUCAGCUCUCAGCCGGUGGCUGCUGCGCCUGCUACUGCGCCUGCCACUGCGCCUGCUAAUGCGCCUGCCACUGCGCCUGCUAAUGCGCCUGCUAAUGCCGGCCCCAUCGGCGGGAGCGCCACCAGCAAUGGCAGCAGCACCCCUGCUGUACCCACCGCGCAAGCAAGGAGCGGCGCAGAGCGGAGCCCUAGCAGCGCAAGUGCUGCUGCUGCCACUGCCACGGCCACGGCCACGGCCACGGCCACGGCCACUGCCGCUGUCGCUGCCGCUGCCGCUGCCGCUGCCACUGCCACUGCCGGCCCAGCUGCGGCCUAUGCGUCAGCCGCAGCGGCACCCGCGGCGGCCACGGCGCCUGCUGCGGCGCCUCCACCUCCACCUCCAUCUCCUGCAGCCGCCGCGAUCUGGCCGCCGCCGCCGCCAGGCGCGUCGCCCUUCCCUCGCAGCGGCAGCGUUGGCGGCAGCCCCAGCAGCAGCACCAACAGCACCAACAGCAUCAGCGCCCCCAGCAGCGCGGGGGCUGCCAGGCCUGCCGGAACCGUCGGCGUCGGCGGCCCCGCCGGCCCGGGCGCGACCAUGGCGGAGGUGGCGGCGCGCCUGGCCUCGUUGGCUAGCUCGCCGGCUCGCAGUUUCAAUGGCGGCAACAGUCCCGCCCGUGGUUACGCAAGCAUAUUUGGAGGUGGCGGCGCCCGCGCCGGCUCCGCCGGUGCCGGCGCCCCGGCGGCUGCCUCCGCAGCCACGCCGCGGCCGCCGCCCACGCCAAGCAGCUCGCCCAGCCGCUCCGCCAGCAGCGGCGGCAGCGGCGCCUUGAGCGGCAUGUACAACAGCAUCUUUGGGGGUGCGGCGCCGCGAGCUGCUGCGGCCGCGGCGGCAGCGCCGCCACCAGCGGCGGCAGGCCCGUCAGCGGCGCCUACGCCCGAGGUGACGGUGGCGGUCUGGCCGCCGCCGCCGCAGGUGCCUCACUCCUCGCCUUAUGCGCAGUCGGUGCCGGCGGCUGCACCGGUUGCGGGGCCGUCGCAGCAGCCCCAGUCCGCGUCUGCGCCGGCGGCGCAGCAGCAGACGUGGCCACAGGCCGCUCCGGCGCAGCCGUGGGGCGCGUCGCCGCCCCGCGCUGCAGCUGCGGCAGCACCUACCCACCCGCCCGCACCCACGCAGCCUCCUGCGCCUGCGCCGACGCUGACACCGCGUGCGACGCCGGCGCCGUUCCAGAUUAAUAUGUCUAGCGCCGCAGCUAGCCCAGCCGCUGCAGCGCCGUCGGCGCCGGCGCCGCCGGCUUCAGCAGUCACAGCGGCACCGGCAUCUGCGCUGUCGCCGACGCUAGCCCCAGCACCGUCGACGCAGGCUUCAGCCGCGCAGGCGGAGACGGAGGCGGCGGAGGCGCUCCAGGCCGCAAUGGCGGCGGCAGCUGAGGCCAAGCGUGCGGCGGCCGCGGCGGAGGCCAUGGCGGCGCAGGCAGCGGCGGUGGCGGCACAGGCGCGCGCGGCGGCGAUUGCCGCUGAGGCGCGGCUGAGUGCGGUCAUAGACGCGGCAGUGCCUGCAGCCCCCACCAAUCUUGCUGAGACCGAGGCGGCCGAAGCGGCGGCGGCGCUGGCUGCGGCGGCGCCGUGGCCAGGGUCGGUUGCGCCGCAGUAUGAGGAGACCGGUGCGCCGGCGGUUGGGCAGUCGCCGUUGUCGGUUGAUCUGAAUCCAAAGCUUGGCCAGCAGGACGGGCGUGCGGCGGUGGGCGGCGGCGCUGCCGCCACUAGCGGUGCUGGUCAGGGCGGCAUCGCUCGCAGCGGCAGCCCCAGGCUGGGGCAGGUGCAGGCGGAGAAUGCGGUGCAGUGGAUGAAAAAGGUGGGGGCGUUCUUUUCGCCUUGAGCCGGACCUCUGCGUCAGGGAGCUAGGAGCCCCGCAUUGAGGCGCUCCAAGAAGAGCACGGGAGAGUGCGAGGCUGACGCUGCAUCUUGCAGGUCUGGUGCACAGGUGCCAUCAGACAACUGAAUCGACGUGAUUGUGAUAGACCGAAGACGAAUACACUAACACCUGAUAUGACGAUACAAGUGGCGCUAUAGAAACUGCCAGCCACGGCAUGCAAAUAAGAAUUUCAUCAGCAUCGUCGCAAGCGUAUGUGCGUGUGCAUGCUCGAGUCGUUUCUUGACAGGUCGACUGUUGCUUUACGUGUGAAGUGAACUUCGACGCGGGUGACGUACAUGUGCGCACACAACUGUGACUAUGGCACGUUACGGCCAGCGGUACGUUACGGCCAACUGUGGAACAUGUCCAACGAGUCAUUCUGGAAAUCAUGGGCCGUGGGGUGCUGCUGUCGAGGGCGCAAAGUGCGGGUGAAGGUCGUGAAAGCGUGGGGUCGGUUUUGGCAGUGGUUUCGUGUCGCACUUGCAGUUCAUUACUGCGCAGGAGGGGUGCGUUGUGGUGCGGCGGGCUAUUCGACUCGCUCGGAAAUUGGUGAAUGGUCGGGAUGAGGGUGCGGCAGAGGCAGGGGUGGCAGAGCUAUGCAAGCUGUGUGGCGUGCGCGCUCUUAAAAGAGGUGGGGAGCGUGGGCUGCGGGGCCUCUGGCCAAGCGGGUCGAGUGGGCAAGCGGUAAACGCUGGGCGGUUUGGUGCAGUUUGGUGUCGGCGAGUGACGCAAGCACAGUGCGGUGCCUGACAAGACUGCGGCACUGGAUGGUGUGCGGGCGAAUUGUACAAAUAGCGACAGCAGCAGGAGCGAAUUUUUCAAGCAACCUAUUUAAUAAGGCAUACUGGUCGCACAUAGGUCCUGCGCCGUGGCGGUGGCGAUGGUGGCGGCGGCGGCGCAGGACGUAGCGGCGGCGGCGGCGGUGCAGGAUCUGGCGGCGGCGGUGGUGCAGGACCUGGCGGUGGCGCAGGGCCUGGGCCCAGCAGUGGUGGCGUGCAUGCGCGUAGCAGAGGGGCAGGCAAGGCCGCGUGGGCGAGGAGAGCGCGGCGUCACCCUGGUAGCGACGCCGGCGCGCAGGUUGAGACCUGCCGAUGUCUGGUUUGCGGUCUUUGCUGGCGAGCAUAGCAUGGCACAGUGUGUGGGGGGGUGCGGUACCUUGUCAGUCGAGUGACUGCCGCUGUUUGGCUGUGUGGUGACUCUGACGCUCAGGUCACGACAACGCCGGGUCAGGGGCAGGUCGGAUUCGUGGCGUAGGACGUGGUGACAGGCCGAAAUUACUGCUGUUUGGUUUGUUGCCUGCUGUGCUUUUGCUUGACAGCGGGACGCGGCUGGAGGCAAGGCGGGCGGUGCCCGUACAAACCGACCACAAAGGAGAAAGGUGACGGGGUCGGGGUCGGGGAGAUGAGGUCUAAAACAUUCUGAGACAGACAGUCUGAGACAUUGCACCAACACGCGUCGCAUAUCUACACCCCACCCUCGCCAGCGGACUGUCACAGCCCAGCCGACAGCCAUGUUUCUUGCCAAGCAGCUUACGGCGCGACGCGUUGGCGUGCUGUGUACGUGGCGCAUGUGGGCGCUUGCUUGUGUGCGUGCUGAUAGUUGGGCUGCGGAGCCGGCGCCUGUGGUGUGGCUACAGGCAUUCUCCAUGAUUGCUGUGCAGCAGUGCAGCUUGACCGGCCUGGUGUUCCCCGGAUGACCACCAUGCAAGACAUUGUGCAUCAUACAGCGCCCUGUAAUGUGUUUACGGUAACCCAAGGUUGUGCGGCUCUGCGAGGAUGGGUGCGCUCACAUGGCCUGAGUCAU
This is a messenger RNA of Chlamydomonas reinhardtii, 4738 nucleotides long. RefSeq lists its product as uncharacterized. Lineage: Eukaryota; Viridiplantae; Chlorophyta; Chlorophyceae; Chlamydomonadales; Chlamydomonadaceae. The record is from RefSeq and is a predicted model, not a curated record. The coding region runs from base 170 to 2899 and encodes 909 amino acids. The transcript has 5 exons.